UUGUAUUCUGUCUUUGAUUCUGCCUCCUCCGCCAUGUCUGCCGAAACCGAGAACCGCCCGCACUCUCCCGAAGCGGCACCGUCGCAAGCUAUUGGUGCAAAGCCUGAGCCCGCCCGCGCUCUCUCGGCGGCUUCCACCACCUCCCAAGGCUCCAGCACCGAUGCCAACUCCCGAGACUCGCUAGGCAGCGAGCUGUCUUCUCGCAUGACCCGGCGCCGAGGCUUCAUGCGGCCUCAGGGCACCGACUUUGCGGCCAGCGCCAAGUCCCGCGAGAGCGUGAUGAGCUUGGGCAGUAUUGCACACCUGCAGUAUUACUUUGCCCGAACUGGCCUGCUUGAUGGCAAAGGCGGACAACUAGCUCGGAAGAAGCAGCCACGAGCGACUCUGGAUCUGGCAGUCUUGGAGGGCACAGCGCCUAUGACGGUACAUACACCCACGACUGCGGGAUUCGACGUGGACCCCUCUUUUGUUUCCAUGGGCAGCAGCCCAGAUCUCUCUGGACAGGGGUUCAUCACCGACAAUGUCAUGGAAUCUCCCACGGGACUGGGCGAGAUGGACGACUUCUCCGACGACUUCGAGGAGGACCCUGACAUUCUCCCGCCCACAGUCAGCACAUACAACCACAGGCAAAAGGUCGUUCCUAAGCCCCCAACGGUGGCGGAGCUCAAGGCAGAGCUAGAGACCACGCUGCAAGAUGCUCUCAAGGUCCUGAAGGAGGCAAAGGCCCGGAAAGCAGGGUCAUUUCAUGCGCCCAGCGAUGCGCCUCAGUAUGCCAACAUGCCUGCAGAAAACACCCAGAGCUGGUACGAGCUGCAGGGUAUGAACAUCCUCGACUUCGUGACCUUGGCCAUCCGCGCCGCCAAAAAUUACUACACAGCCCACGAACUGCCUGACCGGCUGGACUCCAUCAAGUCGGAAAAACAGAUCCGGACAGAUCUUUUGGGCGUAAUGGAGGUGCUGAAACAGAUGGCCACCAGAAACUUCAAGGACGGCAUGAAGGACGAAGAGAUUGACACCAUGGUUGCUUGGAUUGAGAGUGUUUUUGACAUCCUCAAGAAGGAGGCCGCCAUCGAAGCAACGGAACAGGCCGAGCGACAGAGCUGGUCGUGGAUGACGGGCGACUGGGAAGGCAGAGAACUGGAGCGUGAACGACAAUUCCUCAUUUCCAUGGACCCCGACGACGAGCCGCUGCCCGAGUGGACGCCGGCUUCCAGCGCCGCGGAACAACCGACACCGUUUCUAGAGGCCAUGCAAAACGGACUUAGACUUGUGAGGCUGCACAACGCCGCAGUCAAGAAAUCCAGGAGGCGAUUCGGAGCGAUCCCAACCUUCCACGUCGACACGCAGAAGCCGUACCGGAGCGCCGAUAACCUCCGAUACUGGGCCAAGGCUGCCGAGCUGCGCUUCGAGUGCCACAUCUCCAUCGACGCCCUGGGCAUUGUGUACAACAAUGGCCCCCAAGUCUGGCUAGAUUUUGAAGCGGCCAUCCUAAGGUGGUGUGCGCAUGUGAGGGAAGAAAUCACAAACGAGUUGGUCUAA
Trichoderma asperellum CBS 433.97 is the source of this 1539-nucleotide messenger RNA. The record is from RefSeq and is a predicted model, not a curated record. NCBI's taxonomy places the organism in Eukaryota, Fungi, Ascomycota, Sordariomycetes, Hypocreales, Hypocreaceae.